AUGGUCUACUCACCCAGCACCUACCUCGUUUCCGCCGCCGUGGCCGCCGUGGCGCUGCAGAUGCAGCACACGGCCGCCACCUCGAUCUUCUUCGACCCGUUCACGUCGACCGACACCAUUGGCACGAUCAGUGGCAAGUUCCCGGCUCGCGGUGCUGUAGUGGCCGACAAGGACUGUGCUAUCACGGUCCAGGUCGACCCGACGCUGCCGGACAUCACCACCAUCUUGCCCGAGCCUUCGGAGUACCCGGACCUGCUUGCCAACCUGACCACGGGCCCCUCUGAGCCUGUGUACACAAAGGUGGGCACGGUUGUCAUGUCCGAGAACCUGCCGGCCGUCGACGCCAACCAGGACGGCUACAUCGACUCGAACAUGCCGGCGACGGGAGCUCCGCAGGAGGUGAAGACGGGUGUCAAGCAGGAACCCAAGGACUGCGCCACCGGCUGGGAGGAGAGCAAGCCCGCCGCCCGCAAGCUGCGUGACAGCGCCGUGUCGGGCCGCGAUCUGGAGGAGAAGCUGGAGACUAAGCGUCGUCUUGAGGCCAACGCCAACAAGGACAUCGCCAAGCUCGAGGCCUACUUCGGCACUAAGAUGGAGAUGGAGCUGAAGAACCUGCCCACUGAGGGCGUGCACACGCCUUCGCCCUGGCCGGGCCCGUACUGGCCCACGUACCAGGACGGCAUCAACGUCCAGUGGAGCCAGGGCCAGCCUAGCGCCGCCGAGAAGUACGCCAAGGCUUUCGGCAAGGACGUGAAGACGUUCAUGGACGCCGUGUCGAAGAAGAACGGUAUCGAUUCGCAGAGCGGCCGCAAAAAAUGCUCGUCGGACGACGACUGCUCGACCCUCACGGACGGCAGCGAGUGCGCCAUUCGCGCCGGCAAGUCCUCGGGCUACUGCAUCCCGACCUGGUACGGCAUCUGCCACGCCUGGACGCCCGCGUCCAUUCUCGAGGCUGAGCCCAACUGCCCUGUGACGCACAACGGUGUGACGUUCCAGCCCAUGGACCUGAAGGCUCUGAUCUCCGACAUCUACGACGGUGCCAGCGUGCCGACGCUCUUCACCGGCACCCGGUUCAACAGUGGUGCCGACACCCCCGACGAGUACGGCCGCCACUCGAACGCGGCCUACCGCGACCUGAACCCCGCCUUCUUCCACAUCGCCGCAGCCAACAUGCUCGGCAAGCUGAACGCCACGUUCGUCGCCGACGUCACUGCCGGCGCCGAGGUCUGGAACCAGCCGGUGCGUGGUUUCAAGGUGUACGAGCAGACGGAGAUGUCGACGAAGAAGGCCGCACAGACCUUCUACGGUCUCAAGAAGUACCCGUGGAACGCCGCUGCCAAGAGCAUCGUGUACGUCAAGUCCCGCCUUUCGUGGAUCUUCGAGACCUACACGGACGGAGGCCUUGUGGCUUCGGGCCAGGUUAACCAGUUCACGACUGGUGCCUACUACACGUACCUCCUUGAGAUGGACAAGCAGGGAAACAUCAUCGGUGGCGAAUGGGUCUACGACUCAGACGAAAACCACCCGGACUUCCUUUGGUUCCCCAAGGCCAAACCCGCUGCGGACACGGUGACCAGCAUCGGUCUCAGCUACGCUGACGUCAGCAUGCUUCUCGAGAAGUCGGUGGCCUGCUCGGGCUCGACUUCUUCUGGCUCUGCCGGCUCGGAGGCCCAGGCGUCGAGCUCGACCUCUUCCACCUCUUCUGGCUCGGAGGCUCCGGCUUCGACCACGGCACCGCCGACCGACUCGGACUCGACCACUGCGCCGCCGGCUGGCUCGCAGGCCGAGGUCCCCGAAGUGGGCAGCCAGUAAAUGUACUUCUUGAUGACUUUUGUAGUUUUACAAGUUUUCAAAAGUCUGUAGCGUCCCGAAUUGAUGAAUAACACCGUGCUUGCACGCAACAAUGUAAAGUUU
This is a messenger RNA of Phytophthora sojae, 1914 nucleotides long. RefSeq lists its product as hypothetical. The coding region runs from base 1 to 1812 and encodes 603 amino acids. The transcript has a single exon. NCBI's taxonomy places the organism in Eukaryota, Oomycota, Peronosporomycetes, Peronosporales, Peronosporaceae. Gene Ontology annotation, molecular function: aminoacyltransferase activity. The record is from RefSeq and is a predicted model, not a curated record.